GCUGAUUGGAUGAUCCUAUCCACACGAUUUUUGGCCAUCUUCUCGGUAGCCAUUAAUUUUCAAUGCCAUGGAGGGGAUUCUUAGGAUUAUUUAAUCAAAGUGGUUUUUUGGAACCCCCUACCUAUUGGAUGGUUUAAAAAGCUGAUUGGACGCAUUUCAAAUCAUCGGCCAUCGAUCAGGCGGUUAAAACCGUCCAAUCCAUGUGGUUUUUAUCUUGCUAUGGGAAGAAGAGUGAUUCGGACAAAACCCAGAGUCCUGAUCGAUGGAUGGACUGUCAAUAUAUGUCCGUACACAAGUAGGAGCACUGUAAGUUACAGUAGGUGUUGUAGCACCGGAUCGUGAAAAAGAAGUCGACGAGAAGAGAGAAGGAAGAGAGGUGCGAAGCUUAAGAACUCAAAAAGAGUUAAAAGAGAGAAGAAAGGCGCAUGUUUAUUCAUCAUGACGGGAAGCGGGCUUAUACCCGCGCUAAGAUGCGCCGGGUGCGCCAGGUUCUUUAGGAAAGCAGCCGUUUUCAUGACAGAGGACUCUGUCAACCGUCCCCUUCAACCUUUCUUAUGAAAAAAGAGCUUCUCCUUCACUCUCUUUCUCUCUCCUCGUUAUCUUUUUAUUUAUCUCCUCUCCUUCUCUUCUUCUCUGCUUCUCUUUCUUCAGUGACGUUUUACUCGGAUUCUCUUCCUCUCCUCUGCUUUUCCUCUGUUUUUUUAUUCGCUUGGAUCGAGAAAUGCAGCGGGUCUGUGUUUUCGUGCUGCAUUCAAGUUUCCCGCGUUGAAUAGGAAUGAAACUUUUCUCAAGCUUUGUAUUGGUUUUCAGGGAGUAGAGAUGAAUACCAGAGUCCGUACGACGUUGCGGAGCAUGAAAGCUCCCUUGAAAGAUGAAAAAUUGGCAAAGGAGGAGAAGGAGAAGAUAGAGAUGCAGGGGAGUAGAUUAAUGUAUGCUGAGAAGGCAUCGAACCAAUGGCGUUCAAGCAAAGAGAGGAAAAUGGCCUUACAGCAAGAUGUUGAUAAGCUAAGGAAGAAGCUCAGACAUGAGGAGAAUGUACAUAGAGCCUUGGAGAGGGCAUUUACAAGACCUUUGGGAGCUCUGCCCCGUCUUCCUCCUUAUCUUCCUCCAUCUACAUUAGAACUCCUUGCGGAAGUUGCUGUUUUGGAAGAGGAGGUGAUUCGGCUCGAAGAACAAGUUGUGAAUUUCAGGCAAGGACUGUAUCAGGAAGCUGUCUACAUCUCAACAUCCAAGAAAACUAUGGAAAAUGAGAGUGAUUUGUAUGACCAGUACCCACGGAGAAAUUCCAAGGCGGAGCUACCCAAAUCCUCAUCCCAAGCCAUGGAUUCUGAAACUUCCAUGGCCAGGCCUCUACCUUCUGUCAACUGUAAUUCACGUCUAAUACAAUUCUCUUCCAACAUUGCUUCCGAACGGAUGGAGCAUUUCUCUAAUUGGCAUUUGAAUGGGAAAAGGCAACCGAAUAAACUCCAUUCCUGUUCAACUUUUCCUGAAGAUGGGCGCGGAAAAGAGAAUCACUUGCAUGCUAACUCUAUGAAGAACAAGCAAUUACUGCAACAGAAGGCUACAAGAACCAGGCCUGCUCCAAAGGGACCACCAGCUCAACCCAGAUCGACGGAAAAGUGUCUGGCUCCACUGAAAAUGCAGCUAGAAUGCAAAGUAGUAGAUCGAGAAAGUGAAAUAGGGAGCUCUCCCAAUGAAAUGGUAUCAGAAGGUGACAGCAGCGGGCCGAAUAGAAUCUCUGAAGAUAUUUUGAAGUGCCUGUCGCGCAUCUUCUUAAGGUCGGGCAUGCCGAAAACGACUGAAACAGUAUCGGAUACAUCGCCUUCCACAUCAGGGUCUUCUUCAUGCGGAUCCUCUGAAGAAAUAGGAUUUCGAGACCCUUAUGGCAUUUGUUCUGAAUUUGGGAGAAGGGAUAUUGGUCCUUAUAAGCAUCUCUGUGUGAUCGAAGACAGCUUGAUUGAUCCAAAGCGGGUCUCGAAUUGCUCAUUUCUAAUCCAGAGACUGAAGCUCCUACUCAGAAAGCUUGCAGUGGUGGACUUGCGGGGGCUUACCCAUCAACAGAAGCUUGCAUUUUGGAUUAACAUCUACAAUUCCUGCAUGAUGAACGCAUUUCUUGAGCAUGGGGUUCCUUGUAGUCCUCAGAUGGUUGUUGCCCUGAUGCGGAAGGCAAUGAUAAAUGUUGGUGGACACUCUCUCAAUGCAAUGACGAUCGAGCAUUUCAUCUUGAGACUGCCUUACCACUCGAAAUACACCUACCCGAAAUGCGUGAAAAAUGAUGAGGUGACUAUGCGGAGCAUCUUUGGGUUGGAUUGGCCAGAGCCCUUGGUUACUUUUGCACUCUCAUGCGGAAGUUGGUCAUCUCCCGCCGUCCGAGUUUACACAGCAUCUCAGGUCGAGAACGAGUUGCAAGCUGCAAAGAGAGACUAUUUACAGGCUGCAGUCGGCAUAUCCAUGACGAAGUUGGCAAUACCCAAGCUGUUGGAUUGGUAUCUACUCGAUUUCGCAAAGGAUAUAGAGUCAUUGUUGGACUGGAUCUGUCUACAACUACCAUGUGAACUGAGGAAGGAAGCAAUCAAGUGCCUCGAACGAGGUAGUGGAGAGCCGCUCUCACAGGCAGUAGAAGUGAUUCCGUACGAGUUCAGUUUCAGGUACCUUUUAGCUCCCUAGAAGCUUCUUCCUCUAAUCUUCAGUCCACUGAUCAAGGGCUGGGAUAAAAUGUUUGUACACAGCUAUAGUAAUCAAAGUAAAAUAUAUAUUCUAUUGAUUUGUAUGUAGUGAGAGAAAGGUUUGUUUCUUUCAUAAAGGGUUUUGGGUAUGGAGACUCCUCCAUUGUAUUUGCUUUUUGAGGAGUUUUACAUGAAAAUGGCCGCCUUUGAGCUGUGCAUACUUUCUGUCUGUCAA
Molecule: messenger RNA, 2901 nt
Organism: Magnolia sinica
Lineage: Eukaryota; Viridiplantae; Streptophyta; Magnoliopsida; Magnoliales; Magnoliaceae
Exons: 11
Coding region: 820-2667 (615 amino acids)
Source: RefSeq, a predicted model, not a curated record